Messenger RNA from Marchantia polymorpha subsp. ruderalis, 2189 nucleotides. The record is from the annotation of a GenBank genome assembly. Lineage: Eukaryota; Viridiplantae; Streptophyta; Marchantiopsida; Marchantiales; Marchantiaceae.
GCUCUACCUAAGGUACCUCGAAGAAGAUAGCUCUGUUCCGAAUUUGGUGCACAAUCUGUUUAAUUUAUGACUUGGGCUGAUCGUUGUUCCCAGGAUUUGAGCCCAGUUCGAGCGUAUUGAGCUGGACGAUUGCCACAUUGCACUACAGGUUCGAAAUAUUAAGUUAGGGGACUAAGAAUUGACGAUUGCGAAUUGAAGAUGGAAAACGAGGCGGUAUCUGAUUCCUACGAUGUAGUGGUCGUGGGAGCAGGAAUCAUGGGCGCCUGCACCGCAUACGAACUAGCGAAGAGGAAGAAGUCGGUUCUUCUGAUCGAGCAAUUCGACUUCCUCCACCGACGGGGUUCAUCUCAUGGCGAGUCAAGAACAAUCAGAAUCACCUACCCGGAGGAGUACUACACUAUUAUGAUGGCAGAGGCAUACAAUUUAUGGGAGGAGGCCGAGCGAGACGCAGGCUACGCCGUGUACACAAAAACGGGGCAAUUGGACUUCGGGCGCCGAAGCAAUUCAAGCCUCGCCGCCACCGUGUCCACCUUGCAGAAGCUGGAGAUCGAGCACGAACUUCUCACCCCGGCGCAAGUCUCCGCCCGCUUCCCCAUGAUGGAGCUCCCUGACGAUUUCCACGCCGUGUACACGCAGCAAGGAGGAAUCCUCGCGGCUUCCAAAGCCGUCUCCAUGUUCCUCGCCCUGGCAGCUAAACACGGAGCCACAUUGCGCGAUCGAACCAAGGUUCUCGACAUUCGGCCUCUGGGAGAUGAUGGCGAUGAAGGAGUGCUGAUCAGCACCGGCCAGGGCUCCGUCCGAUGUGACAAAUGUGUCAUCACCGCGGGCGCGUGGGCGACCAAAAUGGUGAAAGACAUCGCCGGGCUGCAGAUUCCGGUGGUUCCUCUGCACACGACCAUCGCCUACUGGCAAGUGGACCCGAAGCAGCCCGACCUCUGCUCCAAAGCGCAAGGCUUUCCCUUGAUAAUGAGCUACGACGAGCCUCUCAUCUACGGCACUCCGGUCGCCGAGUACCGCGGCCUGAUGAAGGUCAGUUACCACUCGGGCUCUCCUUGCGACCCCGACACGCGGUCGGUGGCGCCCGACCUCCAGGGCCUGAAGGAGUUCGUAUCCCCGUGGCUGGCCGCCGUCUUCAAGGGCAAUGUGGACCAUCGUGCUCCCGUCCUGGCCGAAGGAUGUCUUUACAGCAUGACUCCCGACGAGGAUUUCAUCAUCGACACCUUACCUGGUCGCAACCGCAACAUCGUCAUCGGUGCGGGAUUCUCCGGCCACGGCUUCAAAAUGGCACCCCUGGUGGGUCGAAUCCUGGCGGAUUUGAGUCUCACGGGCUCUGUUCCCGGAAUCCCGAUGCACUACUUCUCACUAGAGCGGUUCGAGCGCAAUCCCUCUGGCAAUGUCAAGGACUUCGGAGCGUUUGUCCAUUUACCAUCCGAGGGGAUGCAGAAGUUGAGUGUGUAGGAGUGCCUCAUGAACAUCGAAUUGGCAGCUCUAGGAGAUGCCCGUGAGGUAUGUACAGAACAUUUGUCGACUACACGAUUCAAUUGUACAGAUUCGGUUCCGAUUUCCACCGGCUGGAACUUCAUCAUGAUACGUGUUACUGUCUUGGAAAUCCAUCUCCACGAGCCUGAAACUGAUCAAAUUGGACUAUAGGCGAUGGGCCUCUUCUCUUCAUCGAGGUAGAGCAUCUCGGUGACAGUAGCUCCUAUAUUCAGACUCUACAACAUUCAAUCCUUUUCCAGAGCACCAAGUUUCUGUGUAAAUGAUGUUGUCGGAUCAUAACUCAUCUCUGGCAUUCUAGCGCAGGUAUUAGUUAUUUAUGCAUCCUCAGAAUAUGUUGGACGUGGGAUGUGUUACGAAGUCUUCGAUGGUAACCCCAACCCUUGUGGUCUGGUGCGUCGGUAAUGUUCUGAAUGCGUAUGAGUUGUUAUUUCCUUGUUUGCAAACACCAACUGCUAUGGAAAUAUGACGAUGUUGUAGUGCUGGUCCCCGAUUUAAUCAUAGAUCUUUGUAGGACCUUCAUGACAGGUCCAGUUUGAAGAUGCAUUUAAUUAAGUUGACAGAAAUCUUCGAAAUGCAGAAAGGGUUACCACAAUCCAUGCAACCAUCAAAUAUAUAAUGAUGUCAAAGGUUCUAACGGUACAAACACAAAGUUUUUGAAACAGUUUUGUAUAUUGCGUUGUGAAUUCACG